CACCCCUUUGCCUGACUUUUAAAACACGACUGAUAGCACGUAAGCAGAACUUCAGAUAAUGUUGAGAGCGAUAAUUACACAUUAACCAGGAAAGGCCGCGAAGCACCUUUACGGUAUUUUCUCAAAAUGGCAACUAUCGUUCAUUUUUCGGCGCUUUCGACAACGAGACUAUGUUUAAAAUCCCAUUUUAAGGGUCUUGCUCGUUCAUGCGAGUCCACGUUCAUUUUAUCAGGAAGCCGCGGUCCGUCACAGUCUUUGUUCCCGGGAAGGAGAUGGUUUUCCAGGGGCACCGGCGUGAGGUUCAUGUCCCACGGGACCGCGGGCGGACAGUCGGCCGGACGAAGAGGAGCCUUGGCGAUUAGCGGAGCCGCAGCUCUCACCGCUGCUGCAGCUGUUGCGGGAUUGUUGGCCAACGGGAACCACUUCCAGCGCGCGGAGAUGGCAACCAGGAUUUCAGGAGCAGUAGAGAACAGGGAGCAGGAGGCUGAGAUCGUCGAGAGAUGUCGGAGGUUCAUGUCUGCUCCGGUGACCGACAUCAGCGUGCUCCAAAGCAGGAAGGAGGAGAUGCGGACCAAGAUGGAGUUGCUGAUCAUGGAGACGCAGGCUGAGUUUUGUAAAGCCUUGGAGGAGGUGGACGGUGGGACCUUUAAAGUAGACCGAUGGGAGAGGAAGGAAGGCGGUGGAGGAAUCAGCUGUGUGAUGCAGGAUGGAAAGGUGUUUGAGAAGGCCGGCGUCAACGUGUCAGUGGUUUCUGGGUACCUGACAGAGGAGGCUGCGAAGCAGAUGAGGAGCAGAGGAAAAGUCCUGAAAGGGAAAGAUGGUAAAUUACCAUUUAGUGCCAUGGGAGUGAGCUCCGUGAUUCACCCCAAGAACCCCCACAUACCCACAGUGCACUUCAACUACAGAUACUUUGAGAUUGAAGAGGAGGAUGGCAGUAAGCAGUGGUGGUUUGGUGGAGGAACGGAUCUGACGCCAGUUUACAUAGAUAAAGAGGACGCCUUCCACUUCCACAACACCCUAAAGGAAGCCUGCGACAAGCACCACCCGCAGUACUAUCCAGACUUCAAGAAAUGGUGUGACCGCUACUUUUUCGUGCGCCACAGAGGAGAGACUCGUGGAAUAGGAGGGAUCUUCUUCGAUGACUUGGACUCCCCAGGUCAGGAGGAGGCAUUCAACUUUGUGAAGAGCUGUGCCCGCACCGUGGUGCCCUGCUACCUCCCCAUCGUCUACAAGCAUCUCAACGACUCGUUUACCGAUGAGGAGAAGGACUGGCAGCAGAUUCGACGAGGAAGAUACGUGGAGUUCAACCUGGUCUACGACAGGGGGGUGAAGUUCGGCCUGGCCACUCCCGGCUCCAGAAUCGAGAGCAUCCUGAUGUCCCUCCCCCUCACUGCCAGGUGGGAGUACAUGCAAGAGCCUGACAAAGGUUCCAGGGAAGCAGAGAUGCUGGAGGUUUUGCGAAACCCCAAAGAGUGGGUUUGAGCAGUUUAUUCGUCAGGAUGACAUCAUUUCCAGGAAAUCUUUGUUUGCUCUAUUUUGUUCAGCUGUGAUGCGUUUUUCUUUUUUAUUGAGGUCUUAACAUGAGACUGCGUUUACACCAAUUGCACAUUUGUAAUACAGGUUAUCCUUCUCUUCGGGUUGAUUUUUAAAUGUGAAACCUGCUGAAACCUUAUCACACUUUGAACUAAAUAAGCCUUUGUGUUCAGCUGAGCAGCUUUGCAGUCUUCUUACGUCAUUGAAUCCGUCCCUUUAGAACGUUUUUUCUCCUUUUAUACGCCUGGCAUGAAUGUUGCUCGCUUUACUUAAACCUGAGGACGUUUUCGGUCUUCCUCACGUCACUAACAACGGACUGAAAAAUGGGGAUAGAAGGGCAAACAGUCUGAGUUUGUCAGUCACUGCUGCUUUUAAAUGUCAAUAAAAGACUUGUGUACAUUGAAGACAA
This is a messenger RNA of Oryzias latipes (Japanese medaka), 1942 nucleotides long. RefSeq names its product coproporphyrinogen oxidase (gene cpox). Lineage: Eukaryota; Metazoa; Chordata; Actinopteri; Beloniformes; Adrianichthyidae. Gene Ontology annotation, molecular function: coproporphyrinogen oxidase activity. The record is from RefSeq and is a predicted model, not a curated record. Gene Ontology annotation, cellular component: cytoplasm.